Messenger RNA from Anopheles maculipalpis, 750 nucleotides. RefSeq lists its product as uncharacterized. NCBI's taxonomy places the organism in Eukaryota, Metazoa, Arthropoda, Insecta, Diptera, Culicidae. Bases 1 to 750 code for a protein of 249 amino acids. The record is from RefSeq and is a predicted model, not a curated record. The transcript has a single exon.
AUGGAACGUUCGUUUGAAACUUCUUAUAGCCAGGAUUAUACGCAUCGUUUGGAAAACCGAGAGCUUGCCUUGCAGCACAAAAUAGAUGCGAAUCUUCCGGGAAGCUGUUUUUCACCACCUUUUGAAUGCACGGUACCGGUGGCUGUGGCAGAUAGUAGCACAAAGAACAUUAACUUCGAAUCAGAAGUGAAGAGGAAAGAAUUUAGCAAGUGUGGUGCGAAUCGUUUCGUGAAAAAUCUCGCCAUGACACACCCCGAGCUGUACGCCGAUAUGGUAGCUGACCAGCCAUGGAAGGAGCGUGCUGGUAAUUCAUCGUUUAAAUCAAGCUAUCAGCUGGACUACGAUCGAUUACCGGAGAGUGCACCAUGUCGCCUAAACAGUUCAUCGGAGCACGAUCGAUGGCCGGACUGGAAAUAUUUUCAACGCGAUUGCAAUGACAACCCUUUAUGCAACAGUGUAUCGGCGGGACCGCAUAGUAUGCCAUGCUCUUGUCAACUUUGCCCACCGGCAUCGGAAGAAGACACCAGGAGGACGCCUAGAUAUGGUUGCGUGUAUGCUAUAUCGAGCAUUCCAAAGAGUUACAUAAUUUCUAGCCAUUGGCCAGAACGAGAUUGGCAACGCGGUGCAUCAAACAGAACAGAGUACCGGGAUAAUGUUGGUCGUCUCGGUGGAGUGUUGCAACGUGCAAACGUUCACGAUCACAGUCGUUGCACACCAGAGCGCAAUUGCAGACACAAAUUCUUUUUGUAA